Messenger RNA from Fimicolochytrium jonesii, 2619 nucleotides. RefSeq names its product Rec8 like protein-domain-containing protein. The record is from RefSeq and is a predicted model, not a curated record. The transcript is spliced from 4 exons. Gene Ontology annotation, biological process: replication-born double-strand break repair via sister chromatid exchange; synaptonemal complex assembly; mitotic sister chromatid cohesion. Gene Ontology annotation, cellular component: synaptonemal complex; cohesin complex. NCBI's taxonomy places the organism in Eukaryota, Fungi, Chytridiomycota, Chytridiomycetes, Spizellomycetales, Powellomycetaceae. Bases 259 to 2220 code for a protein of 653 amino acids. Gene Ontology annotation, molecular function: chromatin binding; protein binding.
CGAGAGACCUCGUCCGUCUCGCUCCGUCCUGGUGCUUUUCCCCAUCCCCGUUCCCAGAACUGCCGCCGAUACUCCACUGGAGGAACAACUGCUCUCAAGACAGCUCUUCGCCGCACGUUAACCGUCUUCUCGGGCACCCGCUCUCUUCGCUCAUCUCUGUCGUUUCCCGGUGACGGCGGGGCAAACGGAAACGGCACACUUUCUCACCUUCGAGGUUUCGCGUCACACUUCCCGUAAUCUCUGGUCGGCUGGGAAACAAUGUUCUACACAGACGUCCUUCUGUCAAAGAAGGGUCCGCUGGCCAAGAUUUGGCUGGCUGCCCAUAUGGAACGCAAGUUGAGCAAGACACAAUUCCUGCAGGCCAACCUCCCGGCGUCUAUCGAUACUAUCAUCCAGACAGGGGAGGAACCGAUGGCUUUGCGUCUAUCUGGUCAGCUCCUACUCGGAGUAACACGUAUCUAUUCUCGCAAAGCACGAUAUCUCUUGGAGGACUGCAAUGAAGCCUUCGUGAAGAUUCGCCUGGCGUUCAAGCCGGGCAUGGUCGACAUGGCUGGCGAUCACGCUGUUGCAAACGUCAAUGCAAUCACAUUGAACGAUGCGAUGACGGAUUACGGAAUGCUGCUGCCGGAACCUUCGUUCGAUCUGAACAUGUUCAUGCAACCCAACGCUCAAACCGGCACAUCACAGUCCAUGUCACGUACGCAGGACAUCACGCUUGCAGAGCCUAGCCAAACGUCAUUCCGCGCAGCGCACGAGGAGCUGCAGGAUAUGUUUGGCAUUGAUCUGUCUACCUCCCACGUGGACCCGAACGCAGCGGACGAUGGCUGGAAUCUAGAUCUGGGGUUCGGCGAGCCUGAGAGGCCGGCAGGUGCGACUAUGCCAUCCAUCUCGGACGCCUCUAUGCCCAUGUCCAGCAGCAACUUCGACGAAUCGCUGGAGGUUGAGCGUGGUCGUGAUGCGGUUGCCGAGCGCCCGUUCUCGCCGCGACGCGAUAGCAUCUCACUUGACCAGUCCUACACUAAGGACCCGUCGGCGAUGGACAUUCCUGAGCCAUCAUUCGAUUUGGCGGCGGCUGGCGAUUUGUUGGGUGGAGGUGGGCCCAUGCAGAUGGAUCUUGAUACGGCGCUCCUUGACGACCAGCUGCCAUUCCCGGAUGUUGAGCUCCCUGAAGUUCAUCAGUCGGCGGCGGGAGCGACCGAUGAUGUCACGAACAGUUUGCAAAUCGAGACGAUUGCGCCUGUGGACUUGAAUGAGGAGCAGGACGAGAAUGCCAUUGCAAAGUCAAAGAAGGCGCAAGCGAAGAAGCGAAAGCUGAUCAUUGACUCGCAGACGGAGAUUCCUUCGGAACUCAUUCAGCAACAGCUUCGUGACACUUCUGACAUUCUCGGAGUGGAACGCUAUGUGCCCAACUCACGCAAGAUGCAGCAACUCCUCGACAUUCGCAAACAGGGUGCCUCGUACUUUAUCGCUCGCGCCACGUUUGACUACAUGCCCGCGGAACUCCACAUGCUGUUCCGCAACAAAUGGAGGGACUUCACUGCGCCGGAGUUCUCGGCGGAUGCGGAGUCCCCGGCGAAGAAGCGCAGGGCAUUGAAGGAUGUUAGCGAGAAGGAGAAUGUGGCUGGUUUGCUCAAUGAAACAUCAGCGUUUAACGAUCAAAACCAAGAAGAAUACCAGUUCGGCAAUCUUGACCUUCCCGACAUUUCUGCCGCGCCCAUGGACCCAACCCUUUCGCUCGGCGGCGGGGGCAUGGACUCCUCCACCAUCGCAACAGGCAACACCUUCCCCAGCGCCGCACUCCAACCCGAAGAAGAAGAAAUCGAGGGCGAACCCUCCAACAAGCGUCGCAAAACCGCUCCCUCCUCCCCCUCCGCCUCCACCACCUUCCUCCCCGACGACCUCACAAACACGCUCACCUCCCUCGUCGACGAAUCCCUCAUCGCCCCCGACGAAGACGACACCGCCAACAACCCACAAGGCUUCAGCCGUAGCACAGUCGCGACCGUGCGAGACAUCCAGUCCCGUGUCCCCCGCAACGAGGCAGGGACGACGACGCUGAGUUAUAAUGCGAUAACUGCUGGUGCCGGGAGGACGGAGGCUGCGCGGCUGUUUUUUGAGCUGUUGGUGUUGGGGACGAGGGAUAUGGUGGGCGUUAGGCAGGAGAGGGCCUAUGGGGAUGUGGAGGUUAGGGCGAAGGAGGCGUUGUGGGGGGCUGUUUAGUGGAGGGGUGUUGGCACUGGAGAGUGAGGAAGGAGAAGAAAGGAGGGAAAGCAAGGGAAAUGGAUGCUGGGAUGGGGUGGGAUGGGUUUAUGUCAACAGUGGGAGCUGGAAGAGCAACUAUCGACAUGUUUACGAUUCCCCUGUGUCUGUCUACGGACACAGGAUUUCGAGCCGGAAAGAUGUUUCGCGCAGGAAUUGGAAGCUUAUCAACGUUAUCACCCACACGAAGAAUCAUGCCGGCACAACAACUCAUGGACGUUAAUGGAGGCGUUCAAAUGUUCUACCUCACGUAGUAGGCAAAAUCAAAUAGCUUAAGCGGUGUUGCUUUCAACUUUCUUGUUUUGUUUUAUGUACUAUAAUGAACAUUUGGAAAAAUACAUAUGGAUUUUGAAGCUUGAA